AUGACUACUUACUUCUUAACGUAAUAUUAAAAUUUAAGCUCGGCUACGUAAAACCUAAUGGGGAGCUUAAUUUUUAGAUCGUGAUUCCUUGAAUGUCCCAUAAAAGUUGCAUACACAGUAAAGACUACACUUGCAUUCAAAUCGUGAACAGCAAUAAUAUAAUUUUUAUUGAUUUGUAAUUCAUGGAUAUUUAGCGCCCUCUAAUGUAUACAAUCAUGUCAGUGGUUCACAAAAGCUCCGUAUAUUUAUUCUGAACAGUAGUCCAAGCGAUCGGCGAUCGAUGAAAUCAAAUAAUUCUUUUCCACAUAUCUGAUCUGAUUGAAACGCAAUAUUGAAGAAAAAACCAUGGAUUUCGGUGGAGUACGAUUUCCCUCUCGUGAAUGGCCCGAAAUCAGAGCACAAUGUUGUGUCGAAGAAUGUACAAGCAAUUCUCAGGACGACUUAACUUUAAAAUUUCAUCCAUUUCCAAGAAAAAGUUAUAAUUUUGAAGUUGUGAAUCCUGUAACAUUUAUCAAAAAAACUGUCUGGACUUAUAAAGUGUGGAAAAGAGCACUGCGAAUCAAUCAGGUCGACUCUAAUACUUUCGUGUGCUCACUACAUUUUAGAAGAGAUGAUUAUAUCGAUAUUGACGACGAAAUAAUGUGCCGUUUGAAACACAAUGCUGUUCCGUCCUGCAAUAUGUUUAUACCAGUAACUAAGGUGUGGUAUACUGCUGAAGAAGAAAAACCACCCUCUGAUUGUGACGAAUCUACCGAAACUGAAUCGGAAGAUGAAAUAAUUCCGAAAGGAAAAACGUCUGAAGAAGAAUCUGGUAAUAGCUACAACUCAAAAUUCAUUUAUCCGAUUUCGAGUGAUAUCCUCGAAUAUGAAGAAACAGAAUCAGAAGUGGACGAGAUUCCAAUAGACGAAAUCUCAAUGAUUAAGGUUAACUCAUCGAAGACUAGUAAAGCUUCAAGAUCGGCGACUCCUUGCGUGAAUGAUAUUCAGGAGCUAACAGAUCAAAUAAGGCUUAGUAUUAGUUCUGCUUUACCUGAGACUACUGACUCUCCAAGAUCGACAUCACCUGACAGUAAUGAAAUUGAAAAAAUUCAUUCAGAUGUUAAAGUAGUUUCUGAAAGAAAAUUACUUGAUAAAAGUAAUAUUCUUAGAUCAGGAGGACAGCGCUCUUCAAAAAAUACUAAGGAUUUUGCUGAUACAAAACGGACUCCAAAACGGACUCCAAAACGCAAAUUUAGGAAAAUAAUCUAUCCUCCUAACUCUUUAAAACUAGCGCAACCUCAGUUUAACGGAAUUUCAAAUAUUACUUCUGAAAAAGACGAUGGAAAACCAAUGCCAUCUGAUGAUAGUGGAAUUUCUAAAACUUCUGUCGAGACUCAAACGAAUCAAACUAUAAAUCCUAGAACAUUUCCGAUUAACAAAUCUUCACAAACUAAGCUUAAAUAUUUUUCGGAUGCGAAUUCUAUUACGACUCAAACAAGCCAAACUCUAACUUCGAUGAAUCAGAAAAUUACAGACAGAACAGAAGCAAGUAAUGGCGAUGAUCCAGAACUAUUAAUAAUUGAUGUUAACAAAAUUACAGAAUCUGAGCCAGAUUUUCAAAUAGUUAACACGAUAAGCGAUUCGAAUUCACAAAGGAUUAAAAUCUUCUCCAAAAUAAAAUUACUGCUCGAAGAACCUACACCCAUUAACGUUUCGUGUGACGGUUUAGUAGAUGUUAAUUCCGUAAGUGUUGACAUAAUAACGAAAAACGCAGAUGAAGAUCAGUUAAAAGAAGUUUCCAUGGAAAUUGAUAUAACUGGAGAAGACAUAGAAAAUGUAAUCAUUGAAAUUGGCGGAAGAACUUGGAGCCUAUAUCUGGAGUGAUGAAAAUGUAUUGUGCUAUUGUGAAUUUUCCAAGCAGACGAAUGUUUUCCGAUCUGACACAAGUUUGGAUCUAUUACCAUUACAGAUGUAUGAAACUUGAGACAGAUCGAAUUUCUUCACACCCUUGGAAAAUUGAAUUUUCACGGCUUGUCAAUCGUAAGAAAAUUUUCGUCUUAAAAAUCGUAGAAAGCUGUAUUGACUCUGAUUAAUCAACGGAAGAAAAAAAACGCAAACGUAUACACAAACAAGCAUUAAAACGAACAAGGAGCAUUUCACCUUGGACGUUGUCGCGACGUAGAAAGCAGGUAGGAGUUUGUUUCUCCGCUCUCUCUCCCCCUGGUUCGCAUGCACACACAAACAAAUGCUACACCUAUAUGAAAAUAUCAAUCGAACGAAUCACCGUUUUCUACAGUAUCUUUUCACUGCGUUUUUUUUCGCAUGCUUAUUUUUAUCCUAAUGACAAUAACACUAAGCAUCAAGAGGCGAAUUUAUAAGUAGAAGGCGGAAAAAAGAGCGUGGAAACCGUUUACUUUCUCCAUAAACGGGUACACAUACAUGUUUGUAAUAACAAGCGAUGCCAACAUAAUUGGACUGUAUUUUAUUUUACUUUUUAUUUGCUACAUUGCUGCGAUAUCGUAUACACAUGUGACUUUUAAUUAACUGUAAAUUCGAUUGCGUUCAAUCGAAUAGUCGUGAAAAAUAAACACAAUAUAAAACGAA
This is a messenger RNA of Trichogramma pretiosum, 2583 nucleotides long. RefSeq lists its product as uncharacterized. The record is from RefSeq and is a predicted model, not a curated record. Lineage: Eukaryota; Metazoa; Arthropoda; Insecta; Hymenoptera; Trichogrammatidae. Bases 346 to 1863 code for a protein of 505 amino acids. The transcript has 2 exons.